Acaulospora morrowiae is the source of this 245-nucleotide messenger RNA. NCBI's taxonomy places the organism in Eukaryota, Fungi, Glomeromycota, Glomeromycetes, Diversisporales, Acaulosporaceae. The record is from the annotation of a GenBank genome assembly.
AAGUCUUCGUGAAUGUAGAAACUGUCUGGCAAAAGAAGUCCAUGUUCGUCGCCUUGCAAAAGAAAACAUUGAUGAAUCUGAACAACGUCAAAAUAUCCAAAGACAAGCGCUUGCAAAGAAAACCACUGAGCAAGUUGAGUUACGUAGAAAAAAACAAAAAAAAUCUAAAAAUCGUAUCUCUAAUACAGCACAUAUUGAGAAUUAUAAUACAAAGACUGUAUCUUUACAUAAUAUUGGAAGUAUGA